UCCCAGUGAGCUUCGGUGAGCUGAGGUUCGCGGCGGCAACGAUCGAUUGGCGGAGUGUCUUGAGCGUAGCACGGAAUCCAGCAUAUCGAAAAGAUUCCGUACUGACGAAGCUAAAGGAGCCCCUACCACUCCACUGGGGAGAUAAGAAAGCGUCGGGGAUCCAGAGGCGAGUACGUAAGGUGAGAACGUUAUGCGGCCGCACCUCUUGGCGUCUUAGGGGGCGUUCGAAUUCCGAGACAGUUUGGCCGACUGACCUAGCGAUCCAUCCACCCAACCAACCAUUUCGCUAUUGACGAAAUGACCGAUACAAGAGGAAAAAUGUUACGGAAACGCGGGAUGCUGCACGGCAUCAUACUGAUAGCCACGAUAGUCGCUGUCAUAGGACCCUCCUCUUCACUCAAAAUCUAUGAGCACCUCACCGACUGCUAUCGUCGCAACAACACUGAACCUUGGGCACCAAGCUCUUUACAUAUUCUUCUUGAGUUGAUUCGUAAGGUGGAAGAGGCCUAUCCCACAUCAAUAAACAUGCGUAUGAUGGCUGUGAGUAUCCUUCAUGGAUUACGCAUCGACGGUAUUCAGAAGGCACCAGGCGUUCACGAAACUGAAUACACGAUACCAUAUGGAGUGAAUAAAAUGAUGGCAUCAAAAUUCAAACUUAUUCUGGAUUCGGUUUCUAAUACACCAAAUCCAAUUAAUUUCACCGAGGUGUUAACCCCUCUCGAGUUGUGUACAUUCCAUCGUCUAGUCAGUUCAACGGUUGAACCUUCACUGCGCGGAGACGAAUCGAAAACCUGUAGCCCGAAUCUGAGUACAAGCGCGGAUGGCCAAGGUGUGCAGUGUUUGAAUCAAAAGGUCGUGACAUUCCCAAACGGCGUCGUGCAAGUUACUCCUCAAGGAAUAUCAAGAUGUCCAGAAGAGAAGGGAGUUGUAAGGACGUUUCAGUACGGUUCAUUAUCUCCUGGCAGUGUGAUUGGUGCAAUAGCAGCAGGCCUUCAACCUCAACAAGUUCCAAUUGAAUAUUUACUACAAGAUAGAAACGAUGUCGACAAAAAUACUGAAAAGUUUAGGCGAGUUGCCAACCAAGUAGGAUACGUCGAUAAUUUGUUUAUAGCUGGUAUAGUCGGUGACCUAGCUGAAGUGUGUGCCCAGCAAGCACCAUAUCGUGGUGAAAAUGUGUCUGUGGGCUUCACUGGAUAUUGGGAUGAUAUGCAACACCCAAUGACACGUUACCUUGUAAACGGUGAUUACAAUUCAUGGCAACUGACCGACAGUGAAAUUCUAGCUGGACUUGAUUCAUAUCAUUUGGGCAAAUAUGUGAAUUCAUGGGUAAAACGAAUGCCGAUGCUUCGAUUAUCCCAACUGCUAGAAAUGUACUACAGUUCUCGUGGUAUACCCGGGUCUAGUGUAAACACAUUCCGAAAACCUGCUCUCGCACCAGAUUCAGGAACAGACGCUACAGUGGAGACUCCACUCCAAAAAGGUCCAUAUCUACACAUGCAAAGCGCUGGUGACGGUCUUCCUAAUAGUCCAUACCUUGAUGGAACCGAUAUAGAAGAUAGUUUUGAUUCGCUCGAUAGCGCAUGUGAAAGGGAGCGAAUGCUCGAGCGAAUGUCCAUUCAUAUUCUAAAAAAUCAAACUGGAAAAUGGGCGCAAGUUCUUCAAUUUUUGGGACCUAUGGUUGCGGUGGAAGAGACAGUGUUGCUUCCGGCGUGUUACAACGCGGUGGAUCGAUUUUUUACAGAAGCAAGAACUUUGUUGAGCCGCCUCCCCAGUUGUAAAAACAUUCCAACAAGUAAUCGGCGUGCGAACGUGGAUUUGACGAUGAUUCUCGAUACGACAAGAGAUGAGGUUCAGACUCGUAAGCUCAUAGGAGUAAUUUCCGAGCUGAUCGAUGUUUCAACAUAUGGGUCAUACAUUUCUGUAAUAAAUGGAGGCACCAGCGAUGUUGUGGUUAGUAGAACCAACAGUGUAUUACGGGCUAUGCAGGAAUUGCGAUACUUUAGUGGGGAAAGGAGAUAUACAUCGUCUUUCUCCCUUUCGACAAGCCUAUCCAAAGUUGUUCAGAUGUUCAGCACUUAUAACAACGAAAUGGCAGAAAACGCUUCGGUUUGUCAAAGAGCACGUGUGGUCCUUGUUGUAUCUCAGGGACAAAAAAUAACUGACGAUGAUUUCAAGAAUGCCGAGUGGUUGUUUUCAGGAUCUUUGCAACAAUUUCGCAACGUCUACUACGUGUUCGUGACGAAUGACCAUAAAGCUUUUGAGGCUUUAAUGCAGAGUGUUAUGCAAACAUCGUAUGUUCUCCCAAAUCAAUACACAAUCAUCGACUCAUCAGAUUUAGAACCAAAGACAUUUCUCUCCGAUGUGGGGAAGAUCCUUCGAAAAAUACCAAAGCAACUUUUCGUACCGACUUGCGACGAAGUCAAUUCGCAGACUGAAAACACUGGAGCUCCGAAACGAAAUCAAUUCGAGGACUAUGUGGGUCCGAACCAAGCGAAUUAUUAUUCCAUCAAUCCAACGCACCUUCGUAAUGUUUCUGAGCUACGAAUCCAAUUUGAAGGCGUUGGUUAUGGGACCUUCACUGUUUGUAUGGUUCAGGGAGUGAACCAGUGUCAAAGCACCGCCAUACUCGAGGUGCUUCUAUUUAAUAUAAGUCAACCUUGCCAAAGUGAUGACGUGAAGACUUGCUCGGAUAUCAACUUUUCGGUAGAGUUAGACUCAUCGAAUAUACGCUGUACCGAGGCGGAUUGCCGUUAUCCUGACCAAGUACGCUACUUGGUCACGCUGCAUAACAUGGGGUGCUCUACCGACGGUGCAAGUCGUCCAUUCAAUUGUGCUGUGUUUUUGUUACUAGCUUUAGUCAUGUUAUUAUUAAAUGUUUAGUAGGUGCUAGAAAAAAUAUACCAAAAGACUUUUUAUGUUUAUAAAA
Messenger RNA from Hermetia illucens (black soldier fly), 2926 nucleotides. RefSeq lists its product as uncharacterized. The transcript is spliced from 10 exons. The record is from RefSeq and is a predicted model, not a curated record. The coding region runs from base 298 to 2880 and encodes 860 amino acids. Lineage: Eukaryota; Metazoa; Arthropoda; Insecta; Diptera; Stratiomyidae.